This is a messenger RNA of Macrobrachium nipponense, 5188 nucleotides long. RefSeq names its product golgin subfamily A member 5-like. The record is from RefSeq and is a predicted model, not a curated record. The transcript has 15 exons. Gene Ontology annotation, biological process: retrograde transport, vesicle recycling within Golgi; Golgi organization. Lineage: Eukaryota; Metazoa; Arthropoda; Malacostraca; Decapoda; Palaemonidae. Gene Ontology annotation, cellular component: Golgi cisterna; Golgi membrane. The coding region runs from base 39 to 2279 and encodes 746 amino acids.
UGACUUAUGUUAUUUUCACCAGGCACAGAAAUUACAGAAUGUCUUGGAUAACAGAUUUAGCAGGAAAAGCUGAACAUCUUCUCAAUAAACUUGACAGUGAAGCAGCAACAGUUUUAAGUAAAGAGCGAAGAAAUUCUGUCACUAAUAAAUCGCCGUAUAAAUACAAUGCAGCAAAUACAGUUUCCCAGCCUGCAAAGUAUGAGAGUAAAUCAAACCUGCAAAGUUCCUCUAGUGUGCCAAGUAAUUUAAGUACCUAUGGUCUUAGUGGUUCUUCAGCAGUAUCUUCUUCAAGUUACUAUACUGGUCAAGGAACUUCUUUAUCAUCAUCGCCAAAGGCAACAGGAAAGAAAGGUCUUGCAAAGAAAAAAGAUCGGCGAGAGGAAGGCUUGAUGGACUUCCUUAACAGUCCUGUGGAGCAAGAAGCCCAACCUCCACCUCCCACAAGCACUCCUCAACCUGAAUUGAUGGUAGCAUCUUCAAUGACUACCUCCACCAUUAGUAGCUUGGGACAUUCACGUCAGUCAUCAGUAUCUUCUGUCUCGUCUUUCAUGGCUUUGAGUGGAAGGGAAACGCCAGGAUCAGCCACAGUUGACAUUGAGAGUGGAAGCUCUGAUUCAGGCAGUGGAGCUUCAGCAAACACCGAUGCAUAUGUUACAGUUGAUACUCCAACUGAUGUUAACAUAUCUGCUCCACCAAGUACCGAUGGAAGCACCAGUAGCAAUGGUAUUAUGUCUGCAUCAGUUGAGAGUGAAUCAAGUAUGUUGAGGAAAGAAGUUUCAAGUCUUAACCAAGAAAUGAGUCAAGUACUGAAAAGAGCAAAAGAUGCUGAAAAAGAAACUCAGCAGCUUAGGGCUCAAGUCUCAGGAUUACUUAGUCAACAGUCAUCCAAUGACAGAUUAUUACGAGAACUGCAGCAAAGGGAAAUGGACCUUCAGGAAUCUUUGCGGGCCAAGGAUAGUCAGUUAGCAGUGUUGCGAGUACGCCUUCAGGAAGGGGAUGACCAGCUGAAAGUCAAAGGAAAAAUUAUUGGUAGCUUGGAGGAAGAAAAUAAAAGGUUAUUGGAGGGGGUGAAUGAGAGUAGCGGUUUGCAUAAUCAUGCUUUGCAAACUGUACAAGAUCGCCUAGCAGAAGCUCAAGGUACUUUAGAUAGAGAGAGGCAGCUUCAUUCCACAACUCAAACAGAAUUGACAAGAAGAGUCACUCAGCUAGAAGAAGAGCAGCAGGCAAUGGUAGCAGCUAUGACUGAAGCCCAAAGAAAACAUGAGGACGAAAAGAAUAAAGCACAGCACCUCACAACUCAGAUUAAUUCCCUUCGAGGUGAAGUUACAGCAGCAAGGGAGGAAUUUACUGAAUAUAAAGCUAAGGCAAGUCGUAUUUUGCAAAGUAAAGAGAAGCUUAUAGCAAGUCUUAAAGAAGAAAGAGGAGGUGAAGGUUCUUCAGAUGGAGAUCCAGAAAGUCAAAUACAUCAAGCUGAAUUACUUCAAAUAAGAGCUGAACGAGAUUUGUUGAGGGAAGAAAUGGAAAGUGCUGGAAUGAGGAUUAGACAGUUAAUGGCAGAAAUCACAGAUUUGGAAACUAAUGCUCAGGACCAUGCAACAUUGGCAGCACAAAAUGCAGCAGCCCUUGAAGAAUCUGUUGCUGAAGAAAGGAAGAGGAGAGGAGAAUCAGAGGCUGAAAAUAGGCAGUUACAAGAGGAAUUGCGAUGUGUCCACGAAGAAUUAACAAGACAGAAAGUUAACUUUUCAUCUAGACUUCAAGAGCGUGACACAGAAAUAGAGCGCCUUCGGAAACAGGUUGCUCACAAGCAGAGUUCUUCAAGCAGUCUAGUAGAACUUGAGCAGCGUGUGCAUGGAUUAACCGAGUCCCUUAUUCAUAAACAAAAUAGUAUAGAGACUCUUAGUACAGAGAAGCAUUCUCUUAUCAUCCAGAUGGAAAGAUUACAACAACAAUAUCAAGAAUCACAGACAAUGCUUAACAGAGACCAACCUACAGCUUAUCGGCAAGAUGAUGUCCGAAGUCGUGUACCAAGCUUCCUUGUGGAAUCUCCAUUUGAUGGUGGCAUGGCCCGUCGAGUAAAACGAGCAUAUUCUACUUUAGAUAAAUUUUCUGUUAGAUUAGGAGUGUUCUUGAGACGGUAUCCAAUUGCUAGAGUGUUUGUUAUUUUAUAUAUGUGCCUUUUACAUGUUUGGGUUAUGAUUGUGUUAUUGACUUACACACCAGAAAUUCAUGGGCCUGACUAUCAUCAUCCUAUUGGUACAAUGCCCCACAAUCCUGAAUGAGAAAGUACACUCUGGAAAUAACAUUUUUUAUUGAAUCACUGAAAAAAGUAUUUGGCCUUGGAUUCCAAUCAUGAUUAUUCAUUUUGUGGUUUCACUAAUGCAAAAUAUUACACCACAGAUCAUGUGCGUGUAUUGUACAAAGCUGGGCAGUUAUAAUUGAUACUGGAAAAAGAUUUUUUGUUUUAAAAGUUAUUUUUCAUAACAUUUUUGUGCCAUGUCAUAAUAUUAAAAACAUAGCCAUUCCUUUCGGUACUUGCUCUGGUAGUGAUAUACGUAUUUAUAAAUUAUAUAUUGAAAGGGUGGUAUAAUUCUGAGUGUCUUUAUAUUUCUUUGUAACACAGGUGAUGAGUUGGGGUAUGUCAAUAGUAUUUCGGACUGCAAGUGAUGAUUUUAGGAUAUAUCAAUAUUAGGGCUGCAGGUGAAGAUUCAAGGUAUGUCAGUUUUAGGGGCUGCGGGUGAUGAUUUAGGAUAUUUUAAUAUUAGGGGCCAUUCAACAAAUACCCAGUUAUUAUUCCUUCAGGCAUUAAGUUUUCUUACUUUGGUCAACUGCUUGAUUCUUAAGUAUCAGGUUGGCAAGCUACUGUAUAAGCUUGACUGGUUGUUCCUCAGAUAAGUAAAUUCUAUCAGUUUUUAUUGCAUGUGUUAUCUGUCAGGUUUUAUACAUUUACCCAUAUCGAAAUGAGUUGAAUAUAACCAUUUACAUCUGAUUUUUAUGGAAAUAUAGUGCUACUUAAAUUUAUCUUAGAUGUAAAACAGCUCUGUGAAUUUUUGGAAAAUUUUUGCAGUUCAGCCCACUUGAGAUGUAUGUGAGUACCAGUUUUUUAAAACUAGCAUGUUUUAUUUCUUUCCUUUGUGUCUGGUAUCUGGUCACUUUGAAUCAGAGGCUAACAGCAUGAAAUAAACUUAGUUUAUUGAUCAUAAUAGAUUUCUGUCAUCAAACUAGAUACAAGUACAGUGGUACCUUGGCCUACGAGUGAAUUAAUGUACAAAUUUUCUGUGGUACGAGUCAUCACUCUUGUCAAUUUUUUGCUUUGUUGAGCGAGCAAAAAAUUGAGGUACGAGCUCGAGAUGCCGCUGCUACAUAGAUGGCGUAGUGACGAAAAUUAAGAUAAGCAAAGAAGAAAAAGUAAAUUUGCAUCUUUUACAUGAAUCUUUCAAAAAGUUAUACAUUACUUCAGUGUAUCCAGUACUAUAGUAUGUAUUCUCAUAUUUUAUUAUAAAAUACUAACACAGCGGUAAGUGUUUCAGUUUGGAAAUCAGCUGAUAGCAAAUAUGGGUUUAUUUUGCCAUACUUAACUCAAUUGAGUGAAUUUCCUUGCUUCUAGUUAGCAUAAACGAAUAUCUAGAUACUUGACUUCAUGAGACAAGGUCAUUUUUCGUUAUACAACAUGUUUUUAAGUUGAAAUAUGACAUGAAUACAUCUCAUUGUGAUUGUGAACUAAAUCAUUUUUUUUUUUCGUUAAUAGAUUGUGUUGGCAGAAUGUUUAUUGAGUAAAAAAAUUAUGCGAUUAUCCCAUUUGCUAUUUUUACUUUAUUUCAUUGUAAUACAAGCUUUAUAUUGUUAUUUAUUGUUUAUCAGCAUGAAAACAAUAGUAAAAUGUGUUCUUUCAAGCCCAGUAGUUUUGAUUAAAGUUAUUUGCUCUCAAUUUUAUCUAUGGUUGAGUUUGAUGGUAUAAGUUUGCAAGAGUUUUAUCAUUGUUGCCAAUGCACAAUAAUAGUCAUUAGUAGCUUGAACAGUUUCCUCAGUUUCAUCCACAACUUGGUUUAAAUUUAACAUUAGUAUACUUCCUUGUUGAUCUUGCAUCAGUAUUAAUUGCUAACCCCAUCGCAAAAUUGGAUUAUCGUAGGACAAAUUAAUAUAAUGUGAACACUACCUGUACACUGUAUAAUUGCUAACCCCAUCGUAAAAUUGGAUUAUCAUAGGACAAAUUAUCAUAACGUGAAUAUUACCUGUACACUGUAUAAAACGUUAUAUCUUUACAUACUCUUUCUAUUAUGUUUUUGUACAAUAUUUGUUAUUGAGAAAUAUAUUUUCCUUAUUUAAUAACAAACAUAAAAAUAUGAGGUGGCAUUUUGAGGAAUGAAUUAAACUCGUAGGUCAAGUUACUACUAUAUAUCAAGCCAUCCAUUUGUUAUUUUUAGUUUGAAUUAAAUUCCUGUAGUCUGCUUGUAUUUUUGAAGACUUCGGAAUUAAGUAAUUUUUGGUGUUUUAGACUUAUACAAGUUUUUGAAAAUGGGAUUCAGUACAAUAUUAUGCUCUUAUAAAUUGUAAAUGGUGUGUUUCCCUCUACUUAUAUUUCCUUAGUUGUACAAUUGGUUUUGCAAAAUAUUGCAUCAGUUCCCUUAAUCUUUCAGACAAAAAGCAAUUGGCAGUAUUUAGUAAGUGGUUUCUGGUAACUAUUGGCCAGGCAGCACACGAUGACUGAGUCUCUCAGUAACUCGGUUACAGAUUGCCCUAGAGCUAGAGCUCGUGAUUGCUUAAGGCUGGCUUAACCUUGCUAAUGGAUAUUAUGAAGGCAUUCAGUAUCCUAGUAGCCAAGCUAAAUAACAUUCCAUUUAAAGGAAAUUAAAAUUAUUCUAGUUCUUUCUCAUGCUUUUACUUGUGACUCGGCCUGCACCAUUUUUUUUUCUUUUUUCUUUUGGUGUGUGUGUGAAGAUGGAUAUUUUUUAUCACUCAAAAUUUGUAGGCCUGUAGUUUCUACAUAUACGCCGUUCAAAAAAUUAACUGUUAGUUACAUUUUGUCUAUUUGUUGUAAACAAAAUAUAGAAAAUGUUGAAAAUUAGCCAAUAAAUAUUCACUUAGGCCUAUCCUAUAAUAUGCAGUAUGAUUUUUAUUAAGGAUUGUGCUAUCAGAUAUUUAUAGUCAAUAAUGUAUUUUUUUACUGUUAUGCAAAUAUAUAAUAAUUAAU